GCGAAACGGGUUACGCGACGACCAGAGCGCAAGCGCUGUGCAUGGUGGAUGCAGCUACUGUUGUGCACCAGCGCCGAGAUUUCGUCGGGCUUGUUGGCGGUCCGCGUCUCGAUACCGCGGCUGCCAAGGAAGCGUCCGCCGCCAUCACUCCCAUGGAAUCCAGCCCAAUCAUGACUUUUCAUCCGACACGGCCUCUUGCUGAAGGUGGGCACUCGACGCACGCUGACCACCCACCUCCAACUUCCAGCCACCACGUUUCGACGGCACAAAACGCGGAUCCUCGUCGGCCGUCGAUUGUCGCGAUGAUCUUAGGUCGAGCGGUGGGAUCGAUGAUGGUCACGCCAUCCCCCGACGGUCAUGCGCCGCUAGCAAGCGGGCCCGAAGACUCGGUGUUGCGUCGGGCGACGGCCAGUAUUCAAAGCGCAGCCAACAUACUUCGACGCCAAGGGUCCGAACACAGCCACAACGGGUCCAACAGGCAUGGCCUGUGGCACCAAGAGAGCGGUCCAUUCAGCAGCAAGUCGCGCGGGUCCGAUGGGUCCAUGUUGUUGAGGCAGAGUUCGAGAAGUGUUCGUGAGCGGAAGGGCCAAGUCGAGCCCAUGGUAGAAGAGCCGUCCGGUGAAACGGGAAGGAUCAUGCACCAGAGCGAGUCGCGGUCGCGCGACGGUUCGACCCACCGAUUCGGUAGCUCAAAGACACCGGAGGGCUCCAUGCGUAAAAAUCCCGCGGCCCCUCCGCCUCAUGGGAACGAAGAUCCGCACACCCAACACCGACCGUCCAUGCUCCAGCUCGCGAAUGUGAGCUUCAAAAACCUGACUGGGAUGAUGAAUCAUCGACCAAGCAUGAGCCACGGGACGAGCGACGCAAGUUUCAAGGGAGGUGCGGCUUCGUUCUCGCGCCAUUUUGUCCACACCAACUCGGAACUUGCCCCAAAGCAAUCGGCGUCGAGUAUCUCCCCCCGUGGGUCGACCAUCGUCCGCGCGCGGUCUUCCAUCAUGACCCAAAUCAACACGAUCGCCGCAACACCGAGGGUCGUCCCGUUCGCCCCCGAAGUGAUGGCCCCAACUGCUCCCGCCGUGGCCAGCACCCGGCGCGAUUCGUCUGCAAGUGCAGCGCGGCCGAGGUCCCUCUCGCGGUUCCAAGUCCUGAGCACAAAGCUCCUCACCCAAAUUUCGGCCGCCCAUGCCAUCGACCACCGACGCAUCUCGACAGCGUCCUCCAUUGCCCGGCACCAUCAAGUUCUCGAGCGGUAUCACAUCCGAACCCAGACCGACCACGCAGCCCCGGCCGAGCCCACCACGUUGAAAUUCCUCGUCUCGCCCGACUCGAAGCUGUACAAGGGUUGGCAACUCACCAUGGUGGCGAUCAUUUACUACCAAGUCGUCGCCAUUCCGUACUCGUUGGUGUUUAGUUCGCCGGACGCGGACCCGACCCACGACACAUUUGGGUUGACGACGUGCGCCUUGUUUGCGCUCGACAUUGCGCUCAACUUUGUCACGCCGAUCACAACCGAGGCGGGCGGCGCCAUCGUCACGAACCACAAGCAAAUUGCGCUGUCGUACCUGCGUGGUUGGUUUGUCAUCGACAUGUUGUCGGCCAUCCCGAUCGAAGCGAUCGUGUACUUUUUAUCGUCCGACCGCAGCGGCACGUUCAAAUUUAUCGGCGUGCUCAAGACGUCCCGGUUGCCGCGGUUGGUGCGGGUGCUGAGCUUGGCUCGCAUCCUCCAGUUCCUCCGGAUCCCGUACGAGUGGAAACACUGGCUGCUGUACUCCCGAUAUGCCCACUUAAUUCGGCUCUGCACGACGAUCACAGCGUUUGCAUACAUCAUCCACAUCAUGGCGUGUUUGUGGUACGGCGCGGUCGCGUCGCCGCAAUGGCUCGACUGGAUCGAAACCAACUACAAACUCAAGACCGGCAGCAACGCGUACGUGCUGAGCUACUUUUGCAUGCUCACGACCACGAUGGGCCAAAGCAAUAACCUGUACACGAACACCGAGUACGCGUUUUCGUGCUGCUGCAUGAUUCAGGGCUGCCUCCUCAUGGCCGUGGUGUUUGGCGACGUCGGCGACUUGAUCUCCAACUAUUACGAGGACCAAAACAACUACCACCAAAAGAUGGAGUCGCUCCUCGCGAGCAUGGCACUCAUGCGCAUCCCGUCCGACUUGCAAACGCGCAUCUGCGACUACUACGAAACCAUGUACGCGCGGUACGGCACGCUUAACGGGGACACGGUCCUGUUUACGAAGGAACUGUCCAAGAACUUGAGCACAGAAGUCGAGCUGUACCUGCGGAUGGGCAUGAUUACGCGGUGCCCGAUGUUUCGGCUAUGCAGCCCCGAAUUUGUCCAGGAACUCGUCAUGCAGCUCGGCUUUCAAGUGUUCAUGGCGGACGACUUUGUCGUAGCGCGCGGCGAAAUCGGGUACGAAAUGUACUUUAUUCAGUCCGGGUCGUGCGACUUGAUCCAGCACCAAAUCAUGUUUGACGAUCACACGCGCAAAAAAAACAAGCCCAUCCACCAGGCGACGGGGACACUGGUCCGCACGCUGCUCGAAGGCGACUUUUUUGGUGAGAUCGCGCUCCUCAUGAACUGCAAGCAGACCGUGACGUUGAAAGCAACCAUGUUCACCGAGAUCUGCGUCCUCACGCGCGACCUCUUCCACGACAUCACGGCCAAAUACGUCGACGAUCACAAAGUGAUCGAGUCGUUUAUCCGGGAAAAGUACGACCCCCACGUCCUGAACGCGGCGCUCGAGAUGCAGAUCGAUCCACUGAAAGCCAAACGAAAAGCCAUCAUCAGCUGCCUCAACGACCUGGCCGAGCGCCUCGAGUUUGUCGAAGCUCGCCUCAUUCGCCUUGAAACGUGCGGCAGCAACGUCGAUGCGACGCACUACGACCACCACCACGACAUUCACGAGCACAGCGCGAUGCUCGACAUGCGAUGACCCGUACAAACGACGAGAGCGCAGAAGCAUGGAAAACAAUGUUAACCAUUCCACUCUGCACUCGAUGUGACAUACGCGUGAGCAGCUUCCUCUCCCCACACAACAAACUGAUCCAGCACGUCGUUGGGUGGUGGCAGCAGCGCCCAACGUGACAGCUGCGCCAACGAGAUCGGAAAUCCAUGGAUCCACAGUGGACUAAUCGUCCGGCGCUUAUUCAUCCACGGCAACGGAAACACGUUGACCGGUAUGUGGUCUGGAACGUCCGGGACGAACUGGAGGAGUCCACCGUCGGUAUGCCAUUGCUUCGUUCCGGCGAUUUGUCGGGCGGGCGUGCCGUCGAAGUACCACGGCACGUGACACGAGAUCAGAAGCGUGUUGGCCAAAUCGUUCUUGGUUGCAAACGACGACCAGUGCACGGUGCGCAAGCGGGGAAACACCUCCGUGGUGGCGACCACAAGGCGUGGGAGCGGGUCGGACGUGCUCGGAUGCAGGACGGGGAGCGGAUCCGGGAACAAAGCAUCGAUGUGGCGAUAUACAUACCCUGCGAGGUUCUUGGCACCCAGGAGACCUCGCUUGGAUGCACGGAUGUCCUCAUGCAACAAUGUCGCCGUGGCUUUGGUCUCUUCCAAUACGACGGCCAACGGUAUACCAUAUGCCAAGCUAGCGGCGACGAGUGAGCCUCCCGAGGCUCCAGCGAAGCGGCUGGCAGCGGUGAGCACGCCAUGACGACGCAUGUACUUGGCGACACCAAUGUGGAACGCCAAGAGAAACCCACAACCUCCAAAGCUCAAGUGGACUGGCUGUGCCAUGCUGAACGGCGGGUAGCAAAUCUAGGGUUACCUGUAACAAUCGUAGGUCGGGAUCAUUGCAUUCCUCACAUGAUGUCGAUGAAUUAAAGUGCGGUGUAGCAAGGCUCUAGCUCGGCGUGAUCUGAAGAGUGUUACCGAGGAGGGUGGGCCAGCGUGGCGACCGAGUGCGGCUCCAGACUGGGACGAAGACAGGUUUCGGGAUUUGCCAACGGUAUUGCAGACGUCUUGAAUCGG
Messenger RNA from Aphanomyces invadans, 3985 nucleotides. RefSeq lists its product as hypothetical. The record is from RefSeq and is a predicted model, not a curated record. Gene Ontology annotation, biological process: transmembrane transport; monoatomic ion transport. The coding region runs from base 42 to 2942 and encodes 966 amino acids. Gene Ontology annotation, molecular function: monoatomic ion channel activity. The transcript has 4 exons. NCBI's taxonomy places the organism in Eukaryota, Oomycota, Saprolegniomycetes, Saprolegniales, Verrucalvaceae. Gene Ontology annotation, cellular component: membrane.